Messenger RNA from Ylistrum balloti, 1914 nucleotides. RefSeq lists its product as uncharacterized. The record is from RefSeq and is a predicted model, not a curated record. The transcript has a single exon. Lineage: Eukaryota; Metazoa; Mollusca; Bivalvia; Pectinida; Pectinidae. Bases 1 to 1914 code for a protein of 637 amino acids.
AUGAUGAAGUUUCCGGUUGAUUUCAAGACUUUUUUCUGCUCUCUCCUACUGGUCGGAUUCUUGUUAAAUUCUGUAAUUUGGUAUGGAUGGUUGCUGGAUUUCUUUGUAACCAAGGAACCCAACCAUUAUUCAACAAAAUUGAAAUCAGAAUUACACUAUGGAGUUCCUAAAAACAACGACUACCAUACGGGGGCAUGUCAGAUUCCGCACCUCGAUCCUUUUGAACCUACCAUUAAAAAAUUCAUAAAAGUAAAAAAACAUUAUCAAUGUAAAAAAUGGAAUAUUCUUGCGUACCAGAAACAUUUGCAAAUAGUAGUCAAUAAAACUGCUAUCGAGAGGCACUAUAAAAUAUUUUCAAAAUGUGUUUAUCAACCAUACGUGAAAGCAAUAGGUACCGACAGGCGAAGCAUGUUUUUGAAAAACAAAUUUCUUAAUUUUUCCGAAUUGAUCAAUGUCACCGACGAAUUUUGUUUGGUUCGUUGUUUCGGUACAAACAACACACUUCUUACAGAGCAACAUUUUGCUUUUGUUGUCAGAAACGAAACUUUAGUUAAUUCAAGAAAUAAAGUUAGAUCUACAAUCCAAGAUACCGGUACGAUGGUGAGAAGACCUAUGAAUGUGGUUAUGAUAGGACUAGAGUCGACUUCUCAUAUGAACUUUAUCCGCCAUAUGAAUUUCACUCGGAGUUUCCUUACAAAGACCAUGGGUUCCGUUGACCUUUUAGGGUAUAACAAAGCGGGACUGAAUACAUAUCCGAACAUACUUCUUAUGCUAUUGGGUAUUACAAAAGAAGAACUGAACGAUACCAAAGGGUUUUUUGAUAAUUAUCCUUUUAUCUGGAAGGAUUUCAUGAAAGCUGGUUAUGUUACCUUCAUGGGUGAGGAUUCCUCAGAUAUUGCUACCUUCCAUUAUCUAAAAAAGGGUUUCCAUUCCGCCCCUGUAGAUUAUUAUUUGCGACCGUUUGUUAUGGGACUAGAAACUUCUAGAAUGAGAAAUGGACUCUGCUCAGGAAACUCAUUGAUUCUACAGUCGAUAUUUGACAAAUUGGCAGCUUUUAUCACAACAUACCAACAUGUUCCCCAUUUUACAUUUACAUUUGUAACCAACCCUUCACACGAUAACCCCAACGGAGUAGGUGUGGUUGACCUUCCACUGACCAGGACAUUGACUGAUUUAAACGCACGUGGUCUACUUGACAAUACAGUACUAUUGAUAUUUGGUGACCAUGGCAGCAGAUACGGACAGAUUAGGAAUACGUAUCAGGGUCGCUUGGAGGAACAUUUGCCUGCAUUUUAUGUUUCUCUACCCCGUUGGUUUCGUAGAGAACAUCGUAAUUUAUACGAAAAUCUAAAAGAAAAUAGAAACAAGCUUACAAGCAAUGUAGAUGUGUUUGCAACCUUACACGACAUCCUUGAACUUGGCAAAGGUCACAUGACCCCAAGAGUUGCUGGGAAAUAUGGAACCAGCCUCCUUCGGAAUAUCAGUACAAACCGGACUUGUGAUGAUCUGAAAAUACCCACGAACUUCUGCAUAUGUAAAUCUAUUCCCGAGUCGUAUUCUACUAACACUAGCAUAGUUCAUGAAAUUUCGCAAUGGAUUGUAAAAAACAUCAACUUGAUUCUUAAGGACGUGCAUCGUAUGUGUUCAAAUUUGAAACUGAAUAUCAUUCAUAAUGCGUGGAGAUCAUUGUUCAAACCUCAUAACACAGGUAACGUUAAUACCGAGGGAGAAUAUGUGAUUCAAUUCAAUGUCGUACCAAGUUUUGCCGAAUUCGAAGCAACAGUUCGGUACUAUAAAAAACAAUUCCUUCUUCUUGGAGACAUUUUGCGAUUGAAUAAAUACAGCGGACAAUCUGAUUGUGUUUUACAUCAUAAGAAUGCAUCGGUUUUAGAAAGAUAUUGCUAUUGUAAAUAA